Messenger RNA from Penicillium chermesinum, 1434 nucleotides. Its product is annotated as cytochrome P450. The transcript has 6 exons. Bases 1 to 1434 code for a protein of 477 amino acids. Gene Ontology annotation, molecular function: monooxygenase activity; heme binding; oxidoreductase activity, acting on paired donors, with incorporation or reduction of molecular oxygen. NCBI's taxonomy places the organism in Eukaryota, Fungi, Ascomycota, Eurotiomycetes, Eurotiales, Aspergillaceae. The record is from RefSeq and is a predicted model, not a curated record.
AUGGGUCUAGCAGAAAACGUGCUGUCUUUAUUGACAGCCACAAACCUUGUACUCGUUUUACUUUCCUAUGUACUUUUGAGGUUCGCUUAUCAAAUCAUUUACUAUCGCUUUUUCCAUCCGCUCUCGGCGUUUCCUGGUCCUUUUUGGGCGUCUGCCACCAGGCUCUGGAUUACUUUUCAGAACCUGAAGGAGACUGAAUAUUUGACCUUUUACGAGCUUUCCAAGAAAUACGGUCCUGUCGUACGCGUUUCCCCAACCUUACUACUCGUCAACGACCAUUCGAAGCUUCCGGAGGUUUACCACCGCAAUGCCGACAAAACAGGCCACUACAUCACAGGCAGCUUCGGAGAAAAUGAGAGCCUGUUCAAUAUGAGGUCUCAUAAGACCCAUGCUGUCUUCAGAAAACAUGUUGCGGGGCCGUAUAGCUUCACAAACGUCAAGAAAAUGGAGCCAUUGAUAGAUGCCAGGAUCAAGGAAUGGAGCAAGAAGCUUGAUGAAACUUUUGCGAAGCCCGGCGAGCCUUUUGACUUUGCUUGGUGGGCAGUAUACAUGGCGUACGAUAUCAUCAGUGAGAUCGGGUUCGGCGCACCAUUCGGUUUCAUCGAGAAGGGAGAAGAUAUCGGCGGCUUGAUCCAAGGAUUCCAUGACGGUCUCCCAGCAUUUGGGGUGCUCGCACGGCUCCACCCCUUCACCUCCUGGAUCAAAACCACAUUUCUGAAAAAGUACCUCACCUUCCUUGAAGCCCGCACCGAAGACGGAAACCCGCUGGACCUCGAAUACAUCCGCGCAGAAGUGCUGCUGGUCCUGCUAGCCGGCGCCGACACAACAGGCACCGCCUUCCAAGCGCUGAUCCAGUUCCUCCUCUCGAACCCCGAGGCCUACGAGCGCAUGAUGCAAGAGAUCGACGAUGCGUCGAGCAAGGGCCUCAUCUCGGAGGUUCCGCAGUACAGCGAAGUCCUCGAGCAUCUCCCUUUCUUCGUGGGUUGCGUGAAGGAGACGAUGCGCCUCUGCCCGUCAGCUCCGAACAUCUUUCCCCGAUAUGUCUCGGAGCCGGGCCUGAAGCUCUAUGGGAAACUGGCGCCAGCGGGGACGGAGAUCUCGUGUAACCCGUACAUCGUGCACCGCGACCCUGCGCUGUAUGGUGAAGAUGCGGAGGAGUUCCGGCCGGAGCGCUGGUUGGAUCCGACGCAGGCGAAACUGUUUAAUAAGUAUAACUUUGCGUUUGGGUAUGGGUCGCGUGUAUGUCUUGGACGGGAUAUUGCGAUGAUGGAGCUGUUCAAGGGCCCUCUACAGUUUUUCCGACAAUUCAAGCCAGAACAAGCGAAGGAUAAGCCCGAGGCCAAGUUCAUAGUGAAGGGCGGAAUUGGGUACUGGAGGGACGUCUGGCUCACCAUAUCCAAGCGACCGGAGGUAAAGGCACAGUCAACCAUGUAA